AUGAGCCACGUUGUUCAUAACAUCCUGGGUUUGACCAUCGUGAUGGCUUCAGUGUACGCCCUUCACAGGGUAGCCGACGCUACAUGGAGCACGAGGGAGUGCGUCUUCUUCGGCCUCUUCAUGUGCUCUGUCGAGAGAGUGCCCUUGAGUAACAUCAUCUUUGACGAAGAGUACAACGACGUCCUUCUGUUCCCGGUCCAAAACCAGCUGGUGGCGGUGAUUGUGGGCUGUACCCUUGGUGCUGCCACGAUGCGUAUGCUGAAAAUGGUCUCCUACGGCACCGACUCGGUCAUCGUGGUGGUCAUGUGCGGCACCUACUUCACCUUUUUCCUGCUCGAGUCGGUCAAAGGCUCGGGCGUCACCGGCGUCAUCGUCUACACCAUGGUGGUCACGUCGGACCGACUCAUCUCCUGCUCAGAGCUUGAAAGCUCGCUUGAGUCGUACUGGGCGGUGUUAUUGGACUGGACUGCAACACUGACCACGUUCAUAUGUGCGACGUUCACGGCCUACAUGAUUGUCUACUACUUCCGCACCUACGACUGGCAGGACAUACUGCUCUGCUAUGUCGCCAAGAUGACCAUGCGGUGCCUGGCGGUGCUCAUGCUGUACCCGUUCAUCGGUCACUUCGGCUACCGCAUCACGGUCAAGCAGGCAAUCGUGCUGGCCGGCAUGGGCCUCAAGGGCACCUACAUCGUCUCCCUCGCCACGCUCUACCACAUCACGCACCAGGACACCCACACCGAGAACCUAACUAAGUCGUUCAUGUACGUCACCUCGGACAUGGUCCUCACGCAGUUCAUAAACGCCUCCCUCGUUCCGUUCCUGCUCAAGAUGCUCGGCAUCCUCGACGUGUCCGAGGUGGAGUGGCACACGAUGAAGGACGCCGUAGCGUACCUGCAGGAAGCGGUGGAUGUGGCGGCACACGUGAGCCGCAACAACCCGUACUUCCUGGUGGCGGACAAGAAGUGGGUCUUGCGCAACACACGCAUUCGGAACCCACUCGACUUCAUGCCUCGAUAUAAGGUGAGCUACAGUCGGCAGCACAGGCAGGGAGUGGUGCAAAAGCAGACCAUGAUGGCCCUGCUUGCUGCGCUGCAGUAUCCCUACGACAAGAAAAUGUACCUGGACAUCGACAUCAUCAGCUCACUUGUCGAUGUUCCGCAAUGGAUUCUCUGGGUGAAGGACCGGCUGGGCGAACCGCUCCACGAGGAGACCGAGCUGGACGACGACUCGGUGUCCCUGUCGGAGAAGCUGAUGAAGCCGCUCAACGAACGGCUCAUGGACCUGUUCGAGCACGACUGCUACGAGGUGAUCAUCACCAACACCACGCUGGCAUUCGUGCUGCUCCUUGUGGGACUGCUGCGUGCCGCCGUCUACAGCAACGAGCGAUUCUUCACGAUCGCCAUGCUCGUGGAGUUCAUCUACCAGGUGGCCUUCUUCGUCGAGGUCGCCACCAUGGUCAGACUGUCAGCGUACGGCCAGAAGAUCGUUAACCUCGACAACUACAACAAGCUGGACCUAAUUCUACUGGCGUCGUGCAUCGUGGUGUUCUUUGUCCACGUGGUCGUGCAUUUUGUGAGUGCGGGCCCAAAAUACGAACAGAUGCUCAGCAUCCUCUUCAUCGUCGUCAUCUCCGCCCGCUUCACGCACGCCAUCAAAUACGCCGAGCUGCUUCUGGUCCAAUGUGCGGAGCUGAUCCACAGGGCCCUGGACGCCGUCAUCUACUCGGCGUACGAAGCCGGUCACGCCAUCGUCAUCGGCGAGGAGGAGGUCCAGAGGAACGUCUGGAAGUUCGUCGAGUCGGCCGACAUUGCCAUGGAGAUCCGCGGCCGCGCCACGCUCAACCGACUGCUCGUCCUCCAGAAGCUCGCGGAGAUCCAGUCUCGCUUCCCAGGAAUAAUGGUUUCGUUCCGAAGCCGCCAGGCCAGCACCACGAUACUUAACGACCUGAGCAAGCAAAUCAACGAGAUGCAGCGGGACGGCGUUCUAGACUCUGAAGACUACGCGAGCCUGCGCUUGUCUGUCCACAAUCGACACAUGUACAUCCUCUCCGAGGCAUGUAGCUUGCCCACCAGCUACAAACCGAUAGCGAUGCUCAGGGUCAUUCCGUGGAUCAACUCUGACAGCAUACGCCAAUUUUUAGCUAUCAAAAUCAAACCGAUGUCCUACGCCCCAGCCGAAGUCAUCGUGGAGAGGGAGGAAGAGAAUGACAUUAUACUGACCUAUUCUGGUAUAUUGAAGAUCGAGGGUGAGUACGACGAGCGUGGUGACGGGGCCCUGCCCAACUCGGCAUCGACGCUUUUCUUCUUCAACGAGGGCUACUUCGUCGACUACGUGCCCGCACCCGCCUGCAUCGGUGACCUCGGCCUCGUAACUGAGGAGCCCUCCAUGACGCGAGUCAUCGCCGAGACGCAGGUCAACGGUUAUAUGAUCCCAAGAGAACGAGUGAUGGAAGCUAUAGGAAUCUUCACGAACGCACCGAGUUUUCUAUACGACAUCUGGGCAUACAUUGCGAGAAAUAUAGGACUCUUGGUUCUACAAACACAUCCCAAAUACCAGGCAAGUAGGAUAUCACGAUCUUAG
Molecule: messenger RNA, 2583 nt
Organism: Dermacentor andersoni
Lineage: Eukaryota; Metazoa; Arthropoda; Arachnida; Ixodida; Ixodidae
Product: sperm-specific sodium:proton exchanger-like
Biological process (GO): proton transmembrane transport; regulation of intracellular pH; sodium ion import across plasma membrane
Cellular component (GO): plasma membrane
Molecular function (GO): sodium:proton antiporter activity; potassium:proton antiporter activity
Source: RefSeq, a predicted model, not a curated record